AGGUUAGUCUCCUGAACAGACCUCAAGGAAGGAAGAUAGUCAUUCCUAAGAAAAGAUUAGAUUAGAUGCACCGUUGGACUGAGAUUGGAAGCUUCAAGUUCAGCUCUUGGCUCAGCGUACGACACUCGUUACACAAAAACCCUGGUAGAUAAGUAUAACGGGGCUCAAUCUGGAAUUUACUACGCCGUACCAAGCAACGUAUCCGAUCCGAUUGACAUGCAAUGUGAUGUAGCCAGGGCCAAAGACGGUAAAUUCCGGGGAUGACUAGUGCACUAGAGAACAAGACAAGGCGAAGGACUUACCCAUAAACUCAUAUUAAAUCUAUGCCGAGUCUCAGCUCUUCCGUCAAUCCUGAAUCAAAUGCUAUCAUAGGUCCUCAAAAACGUCCUGCAGAAGAUCCCGUUGAAGAGGAGGAACCAAGUAAAUAUCCUCGUUUGGCCGACGCAGACUUCUCAGAUGAUGCUAAACCUGAUGGACGUUCGGAUGGCAGCUCAUCAAUCUCUCUCAGGACACUGAACCCUCUCAAACGACCUGCCGACGAUUCCGAGCAUGGGCCCCCGACCUCCAGAGGUACUGAUAGCUGGAAAAUAAAAAGACCUCGUCUUGAAAGCGAAGCCGAUUCAGCAGUGGAGCAGCAGAAACCCUCCCACAGAUGCCGUUCAAGUAGUGCCGAAGAGGCUCCUCGAAAACGGCAGUUAGUUAAUGAUUCGUCGCCUGACCCAGGUGACGGUCACCAACCUGCCAAGCGCAUUCGCUUGAGAGGUGCAAAACGAUCGAAGAAACACAGGAAGCAACGUGAUGACGCUCUGUUGUUGCCGGUGGAAUUACACCACGAAAUCCUGGAGUGGCUGUGGGAAGAUGACAGCUUUGGAGACGAUAGGUACUAUCUCGUGAGGACUCUGCAUGCAUGUGCACAGACUUGUUCGCGAUGGCGUUCUGCUGCUCGGCCGCUCAUUUUUCGCUUCCUUAUAAUCAAACAUCCGAAUCGCCUCAAUGACCUCGUAACUCUCAUUCAAAAAGACCCGCAAAUUGCAGGAUGGAUACAGAAAGUCCGUUUAGACGGGACAUCUAUCCCCAACGAUGAUCAUGAGCGGACACGCAUUGGAACUGUUGAAGAAGACCGGGACUGCUGGAUAUACGAGUUCCUGGCAAAGAUCGGCGUCCCACUACCAAGUCUCGCACGUCUUGAGCUCACUGGUUUCGCCCAUCUGAGUAAAAAGCGCGAAGAUCAGGAAGCUUUCGCUCACUGGAUCCGAGAAUUGGUGGAAUUACGCUCAGUUGCGGAACUGAAUAUGCUUCGUUGUGAGAUGAGCUCGAAUAGCCUGGCUGCCAUAGUUCGUGCAUUUCCAAAGCUGGUCAGGAUUGGCUUCGCUUCAGUUGACUUCAGUGCACCGAAUUUCACGACACUUCGGGACGAGUCGUCGUCGCAUAUACCCUCGAACGAGAGAGAGGCCUCUGGUAAUAUCGACACACUGGACUCCUCCGGAUCCCCCGCUAUCAACAAUGCAUCCGUCCUGCCAACGUUUGAUGAUGGGGUGAGUACUCCACCAUCCUCCCACGACGAUCGAACAGUGCCGGUGCAAUAUCCUCUGUUCCAUACCCCACCCUUACUCUCAUCGUUCGCAGUCAACAAUGGGAAUCCAUUGGUGUACUAUGCUGACUUUGACUUUCUUCUUCUUCACGAGUGGCUUCGUCCCGAAAUCCUCAGCAAAAGCCUCAAAACAUUGGAUAUCAGAAGUGACGUCAACAGCCCAAGUUUGGCCAAUUUUAUCGCUACCCUCGGCACGUCUCCCGCUUUGGAGUGUAUGACUUUGUUUGUUGGCAACGGCCUGCAAUAUUUCAUUGACUCCACAGUGGACGUUCGUAGUCUAUCCAAUCUCAUCUCCAUCCGCCUGGAAGUCGACAUAGACGUCGCGCGUGAACACAUUGAAGCAAUGCACUACGUUCUUUCGCAGCUCAACGCUCCUCGCUUACAAGUCAUUACUCUUUCCAUUCCUUAUGUUGAUGGAUUCGAGGUUCUCGAGGGGACCGACGAGUAUUUGGCCAAGGGGUUUGACAGUAUAAAGGAACUUUGCGUUGAGACUUUCACUGGCACCCCAGGUGAACAGCAGAAGGCCCGGAAGGAGAUAAUAGCUAUGUUUCCGCUGAUGGCUGAACGAGGCAUUCUACGAGUCGAGAAUUGGGGUUUACCCUAUCUUUUUUAAGCAGUCAAAUUCAUCACGACUUUCGCAAAUAAUUCACUGAUAUGGCGAUAUCGUCAAUUAGUUGUUCAUUCCGAGGGACUGCAUGCAGGGAAUACAACGAUUGAUCCAGCUCUAUCGCGUUUGCGGACCGUUUGGAGGCCUUAACAGGAGCCUCAAUGAAGCUCUGAGGGAACU
Molecule: messenger RNA, 2378 nt
Organism: Somion occarium
Lineage: Eukaryota; Fungi; Basidiomycota; Agaricomycetes; Polyporales; Cerrenaceae
Source: the annotation of a GenBank genome assembly